AUGGUGAAUAUUCGGUUGGCAAUGGUUUAUGGCAGCAAUUCUAAAAGAGACUUUAAUGUUGUCAAAUUUGGUUAUGAAAGAAGUCCGGAAGCUGAUACUUCACAGGCAAUGAUUGAUUUUAAUGAUUGCAUUAGAGAUAUUGGUUGUAUUGAACCAACCAAUGUUGGUAAUGCAUUUACUUGGUCGUCUAUGCGAGGGAAUGAGGAUAUGAGGAAAAGUAGAAUUGAUAGAGGAUUAAUUAACGAGGAUUGGACGUUGAGGUUUCCUAAGAGUAGAAUUCAAGUUCUUAAUCCAGGGAUUUCAGAUCAUUGUCCUAUCAUGCUGUUUUGGGAUAAGGAGGAGAGAAUUAAGAGGUCGUUUAAGUUCUUCAAUUUUUGGAUGGUGAGUGAUAAAUUCAAGAUUAUUCUGAAAGAGGUGUGGUCUAAACAAGUGAGUGAAUCAAAAAUGUUUCAAAAAAGAAUGCUUGGUGACGAAGUUUCUCAAAGUCUGGUUCAAGAGGAAAAGGAAGCGAUAACUAAAUUCCGUGCUCUUAGUUCUCUUGAAGAGAGCCAUAUAAAACAAAAAAAGUGCUCUACAAGAAACUUGAGAAAUCGGGUUAAUAGAAUCAAGACAAGUGAUGGGGUAAUUGUUCAAGGGCAGCAACUAGUUCAUGAUGAAGCCAUCCAGUUUUAUAGAGAUCUUAUUGGAACUAGAAAGGAAAGCACAAGUCAUAUCCACUUUCUUCAUCAGAUUUUAACUAAGAAAGUCACCAUGGAGGAAAGUUGUCGGAUAAUUGAAGUAGUCAGGUUUCCGAUUAUUGUUAUUGAUUGGAUUUGGCAGUGUAUCUCAACUCCUCAUUUCAUUAUAAGUGUUAACGGAGUUCAUGAUGGGUAUUUCAAUGGUGAAAACGGAGUAAGACAAAGAGAUCCCCUCUCUUCUUACCUUUUUGCUCUCAUCAUGGGGAUCUUUGAGAGCGUCUUAAAAAUGCUCCGAAAGAAUCUUCCGUACAUCAACCAUUCACAAUGCAGGGAGGAAGAUAUUACACACAUUUGCUUUGCAGACGACCUCUUUAUUAUGGCACAUGCUGAUGUUGACUCUAUUAAAACUAUUAAGGAAGCAUUAACAAUCUUUUCUAGUGUUACAUGUUUGGUUAUUAAUGAAGGAAAAAGUUUGGUUUUCUACGGUGGUGUGAAGGAAGAAACAAAAGCUAGUAUUUUUGACAUUAUGGGGAUUCAAGAGGGCACUUUACCGGUUCGUUAUUUGGGGAUACCAUUAUCGACUAAGCAACUUCAUAUUUCACAUUGUAGGUCGCUUAUCGAAAAAGUCAAGAAUUCAAUGAAUGGUUGGGCAACAAAAAGACUCUCAUACGCGGGUCGGACUGAGCUAGUUACGAAAGUCAUUAUGAGAAUCAUAGGGUAUUGGGCACAACAAAUCAUUCUCCCGAAGAAGGUAAUGAAGGCUCUUGAUUGUCUUAUGAGAAACUUUAUUUGGGGGAAUCAAGGAAGAGCCGGAAAGAAAGUGAAGUGGGAUGAUGUGUGGAAGUCGAAAGAAGAAGGAUGGAUAGGGAUGAAAAAUUGCAUUGAAUGGAACAAGGCUCUUACGAUAAGGCAUUUUUGGGCGUUAAAAAAGAAACAAGACUCGUUGUGGGUCAGGUGGGUGCAUUCAAGGUUUAUGAAGAAUGAAAAAAGUAUAUGGACUUCAAAGAUUAAACUGGAAAUGACAUGGUCACUAAAGAAGAUUCUCAAGUUUAAAGACAUCGCUAUAUCUUUAUUUGAUAUCCGAUUAGGAAAUGGUCGGGGAACCUUGUUUUGGUAUGACCCAUGGUUUGAAAAUCUGCCUAUCAUUCUUGAGACAGAAUUUUGUGGGAUGCGUAUUCGAAGGGACUAUCUUAAUUCAUCGGUUCGUGACAUUUGGGAUGAAGAUUAUAAUACUCUUUUGAGGUGUAUUCCAGAAGGUGUUAGGAUUCUUAGCUUCAUGCAAACAAUACACUUUAGUGACAAUAUCGACUCGCGGCUUUGGAAGGUGGAAAGAGACGGAAAGUUCAAUUCUAAUCUAGCUUGGGAGUCUAUUCGUGAGAGGGGAAACGUUGUGGGUUGGACUCAUGCUGUUUGGUCCUCUAAAAUCAUUCUGAGACAACAAUUUGUGUUAUGGUUGUUGUUUAGGAAGAGACUUUCAACUAGGGAUCGACUUAAGCGGUUUAUGAAUAUCCCGGAUUCUAAAUGCUUAUUUUGUGAUGACAAUGAAGAGACGAUUGAUCGUUUAUUUGGUGGCUGCCUGUUUACACUCGAGUUAUGGAGACGAUUUACAAAAGCUAUGGAGUUAGUUUUUUCCCCUCAGAUUGGAUUGAUAUCAAGGAGAUGGUCAUCUUGA
Molecule: messenger RNA, 2349 nt
Organism: Impatiens glandulifera
Lineage: Eukaryota; Viridiplantae; Streptophyta; Magnoliopsida; Ericales; Balsaminaceae
Exons: 5
Coding region: 1-2349 (782 amino acids)
Source: RefSeq, a predicted model, not a curated record